This is a messenger RNA of Vigna unguiculata (cowpea), 546 nucleotides long. RefSeq lists its product as uncharacterized. Lineage: Eukaryota; Viridiplantae; Streptophyta; Magnoliopsida; Fabales; Fabaceae. The record is from RefSeq and is a predicted model, not a curated record.
CCUCAAGUUCCUAAAUUGUUAGCGACAUAGUUACAAAACCUUGAAGUUUCAAAGAGGUGUUUGAUUGCUGUGAAGGUUGGGUGAUUCUAUGCGUUGGUUGGCUUCAUUUGAUGAGAGAAAAUUGUGGGGAUGCUUGUUUCUGCCAAUUGGCUCUGUUUUCUUUGUUGGGUAUUUCUUUGUUGCUGUGAUUUCCAAGCUUCUGCCACCUUCUCAUGUUCCUCUCAUCUCUGCAUUGCAAAAUGACUGGUACUAUUGCUUCUUGUUGCCAUUGACUCUCCCUAUAAUUGUUGUUGCUGUGUACUUUCAUUGGCUCAGCAUGAAGUUGUUUAAGCAUGCUUAGCAUAACUUUGCCAGAUUUUGAAGGCAGAAAUACAUGGAAGCUGUUGGAGCAACAUCCACCUAUGUCAAUUGUUGUUUUAUUAUAUAUGUCAAUUGCCAUGUUUUAUUAUUAUAUAUCUAUUCAUGUUUUGUUGUAUCUUUGAAGUUACUCGAGACAUAAGGAAAGUUAUGUACAUCAUUUAGUCAUAUUCUAGCAGCAUAAUUGUG